AUGGAACGUCGUCAUAAACUUCUUGUGGCCUUGAUCCAAGUCAUCACUAAUUUCUUUAGGCAACUCUCUGAGCUCCUCCGUCACCUUCUCCGCGAACUGCUGGAGCGCGAACUUGAGGGCCUCGACGUACUGCCUGCGCGCGUGGGUGGUGAGUUGGUUGCACGCAUCCUCCGCCGCUUUUUUGGUGUGACGUUUGAGUUCAUUGAUGUAAUGAGUUUCGGCCUUUUCGACGUAUUUUAUAAACUCAUCGGCGUUUUUAAUGGGAUCACACUCCAGACGUUUUUGGAGUUUGUCAAGGUUAUGGUGGAUUUUUUGGAGAGUAUUCUCUUUUAUUCUCUUGAUAUUUGGAGCGUUGCCGAUUUUGUCAUCUAUCACCUCUGUCAGUUUCUUUUCGACACCCUUGGCGGCCUCUGUUAUCCCGUCACAGAGAGCCUUGAGAUGCUUCGUGACAUUGUCCGAUACGGCAGUGAGGCCCUGUGUUAUGUGGCCGACGAAAAUGCUUGCCGCUUCACCUUUAAUUGCCUCGACGGCCGGCGUGAGCGUGCUGGUUUUGUGGCUGGCGUAGUCCGUCAAGGUCCCUUCGACGUCGAUGUCUUUUCCAGUUGGCGGAUUCUUCUUGAACACUCCGGGGAGAGUGGUGGAUUGGAGGGCUGUGAGUUUAGUGUGAAUUUCGUCCUUAAAUUUUUUUACUAA
This is a messenger RNA of Babesia ovata, 693 nucleotides long. RefSeq names its product ABC transporter, putative. The coding region runs from base 1 to 693 and encodes 230 amino acids. NCBI's taxonomy places the organism in Eukaryota, Apicomplexa, Aconoidasida, Piroplasmida, Babesiidae. The record is from RefSeq and is a predicted model, not a curated record. The transcript has a single exon.